Molecule: messenger RNA, 2460 nt
Organism: Aegilops tauschii subsp. strangulata
Lineage: Eukaryota; Viridiplantae; Streptophyta; Magnoliopsida; Poales; Poaceae
Product: auxin efflux carrier component 2
Biological process (GO): auxin polar transport; auxin export across the plasma membrane
Cellular component (GO): plasma membrane; endoplasmic reticulum
Molecular function (GO): auxin efflux transmembrane transporter activity
Source: RefSeq, a predicted model, not a curated record
UAAUUAACAACCAUUUGAACGAUCUUCUCCUAGCUAUAUAGCCACCCUUCUACUUCUCUUCCCACACUCAGCAUCUUCCACAGAGACAAGAUCCCAAGAGGAACCGUCGGGAUCUAGCUAGCUCGUCGGCCGCGAUGAUCACCGGGAAGGACAUCUACGACGUGCUUGCGGCGGUGGUGCCGCUGUACGUGGCCAUGUUCAUGGCGUACGGGUCGGUGCGGUGGUGGGGCAUCUUCACGCCGGACCAGUGCUCGGGGAUCAACCGCUUCGUGGCCGUCUUCGCGGUGCCGCUCCUCUCCUUCCACUUCAUCUCCACCAACGACCCCUACGCCAUGGACUACCGCUUCCUGGCCGCCGACUCGCUGCAGAAGCUCGUCAUCCUGGCCGCCCUCGCCGUGUGGCACAACGUGCUGUCCCGGUACCGGUGCCGCGGCGGCACGGAGGCCGGCGAGGCGUCGUCGCUGGACUGGACCAUCACGCUCUUCUCCCUGGCGACGCUGCCCAACACGCUGGUGAUGGGCAUCCCGCUGCUGCGCGCCAUGUACGGCGACUUCUCGGGGUCGCUCAUGGUGCAGAUCGUGGUGCUGCAGAGCGUCAUCUGGUACACGCUCAUGCUCUUCCUCUUCGAGUACCGCGGCGCCAAGGCGCUCAUCUCCGAGCAGUUCCCGCCCGACGUCGGCGCCAGCAUCGCCUCCUUCCGCGUCGACUCGGACGUGGUCUCGCUCAACGGCCGCGAGGCGCUGCACGCCGACGCCGAGGUCGGCCGCGACGGCCGCGUCCACGUCGUCAUCCGGCGGUCCGCGUCGGGGUCCACCACGGGCGGCCACGGCGCCGGGCGCUCCGGGAUCUACCGCGGCGCGUCCAACGCCAUGACGCCGCGCGCGUCCAACCUCACCGGCGUGGAGAUCUACUCGCUGCAGACGUCGCGGGAGCCCACACCGCGGCAGUCCAGCUUCAACCAGUCCGACUUCUACUCCAUGUUCAACGGGAGCAAGCUGGCCAGUCCCAAGGGCCAGCCCCCCGUCGCCGGCGGCGGUGGUGCGCGCGGGCAGGGGCUUGACGAGCAGGUCGCCAACAAGUUCAAGGGCGGCGAGGCGGCGGCGCCGUACCCCGCGCCCAACCCCGGCAUGAUGAUGCCGGCGCCACGGAAGAAGGAGCUUGGGGGUUCUAACUCCAACUCGAACAAGGAGCUGCACAUGUUCGUGUGGAGCUCUAGCGCGUCGCCCGUGUCGGAGGCCAACCUCCGCAACGCCGUCAACCAUGCCGCGUCCACUGACUUCGCCGCCGCGCCGCCGGCGGCAGCCACGCCACGCGACGGCGCCACACCCAGAGGCGUGAGCGGCACGGUGACGCCGGUGCUCAAGAAGGACGCCAGCAGCGGCGCGGUGGAGGUGGAGAUCGAGGACGGCAUGAUGAAGAGCCCGGCGACGGGGCUGGGCGCCAAGUUCCCGGUGUCGGGGUCCCCCUACGUGGCGCCGCGGAAGAAGGGCGCCGACGUGCCCGGGCUGGAGGAGGCGGCGCACCCGAUGCCGCCGGCGAGCGUGAUGACCCGGCUCAUCCUCAUCAUGGUGUGGCGCAAGCUCAUCCGCAACCCCAACACCUACUCCAGCCUCAUCGGCCUCGUCUGGUCACUCGUCUCCUUCAGGUGGAACAUUCAGAUGCCUACAAUAAUCAAGGGGUCCAUAUCCAUCCUGUCUGAUGCAGGUCUAGGGAUGGCUAUGUUCAGCUUAGGUCUCUUCAUGGCUCUGCAACCAAAGAUUAUCUCUUGUGGAAAGUCUGUCGCGACGUUCGCGAUGGCGGUGAGGUUCUUGACUGGGCCGGCGGUGAUCGCUGCGACCUCAAUCGCCGUGGGGCUCCGAGGAGUGCUCCUACAUGUUGCCAUUGUUCAGGCAGCACUUCCACAAGGAAUUGUUCCAUUUGUGUUCGCCAAGGAGUACAAUUGCCAUCCUCAAAUACUUAGCACAGCGGUUAUUUUUGGAAUGCUGGUGGCGCUCCCGAUCACGAUACUCUACUACGUUCUCCUUGGGAUAUAGAGUCAUAAUCUUGAAGAACUAAGGCUGCACAUCUAUGGGUAGGAAGAAGUAGAAUUCUAGAGACGAAUGAUCAAUGAACAUGUGGGCUGUCUUGAAUACCUGAAGAUGCAUGAGAUGAGAUCAAGCAGAAGGAUAGGGAGAACUAAGUAGGACCCUAGACAGGAAUUCAAAGGAAAGAUAAACAUAUCCUUGAUUCCAUUUUUUAUUUUUUAUAUUAUUUUUGCUACUGUUUUAGAUCCAAAGUAAAGGCUAGGGCUUUGAGUAUGAAUGGUUCAACCGUUAAAUCGACAAGUUGCUACUAAAUCAAGAUUCGUCCAGUGAGUGACACAUGAUCUGGCCACAAGUGUGUGUGCCAAGGUAAAUGUAACUUGUAAUCUCACCCUGGAUAAACUAAUACGUGCGGUUCCCACAUCGCAUGGCAAGAUCA